UCCCCAAAGCCCCAGUCCUUGCCGGGGAGGAUCUGCGAAUUGAUGAGCGACCGUGCGUGCCUGUGUAAUUUAUAGGCGGUGCAGGGAGCACAGAUCCGAGGCUAGGGGCUCGCUCCGGAGCGCGUCCUCCAGAGCUGCUGUGUGCACGGCUUGCCGCCUGCGGCUGCGGCGACUGUUGCUAGAUGCUCCUGCCACCCUUGGCCAUUCACUUUUGCAUAGACCUUGCAAGCAGUGCACUGGAUCAAGUCGCGUUGAGGACAGUUUGGGUUCUGCUGCUGCUCGGAGUGAACUGGAGUCACCCACUGCAAACCAGCCCGAGGCACGCUUGUGUUGCCGAUGGAUCCCGGCGGCUCUCCUCGCCGUUCUUCUUGCAGCUGCAGCACGGGCUAAGGCGGGAAUCCCACCCAGCAGGCAGCCGGGACAGACUCUGCGAGGGAUGCCCCGCUUGAAGCGCCUGAUGAGAGUGAGGCUGAGCCGCCGACGUUCCCUCGCUUUCUUCCUCUUCUGGGCGGCGUGCGGGACUCUAGGGGGCGUCUUCUUGGUGGUGGUGGCGGCGGCGGCGCACCGCGGCGUCUUCUCCGGGCGCUGCACUGAUGAGCAAAGCCACAGGAUCCUGGCGAGGCUGUGUCUUGACUACAAGAAAGGAGCCUUGACGGGAGAUCUUUGUGAAGACUUGUGUGUGGCCCAGAAGCUGAUAUACAAACGUUGCCUUUAUUAUGACCGAGGUAAGAAGGUCAUCCAAGCUGACUGGAGAGGCCGCCCAGUGAUCCUGAAGUCAAAAAAUGAAAUCUUCUCUAGCUAUCAGCAUCUUGGCUUUCUGGAGGAAAUGGAAUCCCCGAGUAUUCCAGAGGCAGAGCUUCUUCUGAUGGUGGCUUUGGAGAUCAAAAGCAUUCUGGGCUUGGAACUACCUAAUAACCCAAUGGGACCUUUGUGGACUAGGAGGAGAGGUCCACACUGGAAAGCACAGUGGGCUAGUAUGUGGUCCUUACUCCAACAAGAAGAGUAUAUUUAUUUUAGUGUCUUGCAAGACUUCAGUAAACAUGUCUUAAGGGUCAUUGGCUCUUGUGGCCAUUUUUAUGCUGUGGAGUAUCUGACUGCUGGACAUGCCUGGCAGAAAACUCUCUUUUCUGUGGAGGAUGCUGUUGGUGUGUCUUUCUCUGGGAUUCAAAGCAAGGCUAAGGCCAUCACUGAAAUUGCAAUCAGCUUCCUGGAUAUGGUACAUCAUUUUGACAAUGACUUUUCUCACCGGCUUCAUCUCUGUGACAUCAAACCGGAAAACUUUGCUAUCCGAAAUGAUCUGACAGUGGUCGCUAUAGAUGUCGAUAUGGCUUUUUUUGAACCGAAAAUGAGGGACAUCCUUGAACAGAACUGCACAGGAGAUGAAGACUGUAAUUUUUUUGAUUGCUUUUCAAAGUGUGACUUGAGGAGCAGAAAAUGUGGAGCAGAGAGAGCCAAUAACAACCUUCAAGUCAUCUGUGAUAAAAUAUUUCGUCCUUGGUUCUCUCUAAAUCUCAGAGGAUCUGCAGUCUCCUUUCCCUUGCAGCUACAGUUACAGCAAGCCAUUCAUGAAUGCGCAGAACCAGGGACCAAGGAUAUUGCCCAUCACUAUAGAACUUCUCCAGAUUCUCUUUCUGAGUUAUAUCAGCUGCUGCGAGCUAGCCAAAAGGAACUUCAGACAUCAGGCAGCUCUGCUCAGAUCCACCAGUAAUUACUGUUCCAUGAAGAUUUCUCUCUCUCUCACCACCAUUCAGUUGCAUUAAUUUCUGCUUAUUGACUUUUUUUACUGUGCUUUCUGAAAACCAUGAUUGAAGAUGUGGUAUGUAUAUUAUUAAUACUCUCUAAAAUGUGGAAUCAUUUCUCUUGAACUCUGUUUUCACUUAAUUCCUGAAGACAUGCUGUUUCCCCCUGCUGAUAUUUUGCAUUAUAUUGUUUAUCUAAAGCAGUAGCAGCACUCAUCCAAACUAAUGUCUGACCUGAGGCUGGAAAAGCAUUUGAAUUUCAGAAGUGCUAUUGAGAUGGAAAAAUAGACUCACUUCACAAAAUUAAUUUUCGCUUAGCUGGGAGUGGACUGACAGUGACAACUAAUGAAUGAACCAUUUUAAAAUGUUUGUCCCACUUUAUUGUGUCUCUGGCUGCUAUACAUAACUGUUUAAGUCAAAAUACUCAGACUAACACCAUUAGUUCCACUAAAUGCGAUAAAAGUGGAAGCAAGCAUCAGGGGAACGAAGGUUGUGGCCCUAAAUAGAAGGUUUAGCCUGGACCACAGCUUAAGUUCCUCAUCCUUUCAAUGAAGGAAUCCCAGAAGCACUGAAGUGAGGGGAAUCAGCUCUUGCUGAAGGACUGGGAACAUAGAGCCAAGGAAUAUCUUGGACUCAGGUUACCAAAUGGUUGGGUUAAAUCCCCUGGAGCAUUCCCAGACAGGGCUUUUAGCUCACUUCUCCACCAGAAUGGAGGGUGUGCGUUUGCACAUCGGACAGAUUCAUGUCGAAGCCUGUGCAAGAUAUUGGGGAGCACUUCACACACGAUUUGGGGUUUUCAGUUGAAAUAUUUAAAUGUAUACCAACCAGUGUUCCCUCUAUCAGAGAUUUCCUGAUGUUGUUGGCUACUGCUCCCAUAAUCCCCAGCCAAAGGCCAUUGCAGCUGGGGAUGCUGGGAGUUGUAGUGAACAACAUCUGGGAAUCCCUGUUAGAGGGAACAGUGAUACCAACAGAAUUGGAGCCUAGCAAUUUUGCCAAAACCCCAGCUAUAUCUUUCACCUUUGUGACAGAUUUCUGCAGUAUAGGGAGGAGGAGAAAUGACUGAAUCUUAGGUACCAGACUCUGUCCCAAUGGGCCUCUGCCAAAUAACACCAAGGGGAUAUCAAUACUGUACCACCAUUCAUGUAUUAUCUGAAGCCUGCAGCAGUUCUGGAGACUGGCCCAUCAGGUGGGGGCACAUACCAAGUUUAAAACAGUGAUUACAAUAUUGAUCAGUACAAUAUGGAUUCUGCUGUAGAGAGGGAGUGGCAAAAGCUGAGAAUAAGGACAGUGGCUGACACUUAGUCUAGAUGUCAGUCAUUGUCACAAUGUAUAGCACAAAGACUGGAUGAUAUGGAAGAACAGUAUGGCUGAGGGAUGGUUACAAUCUUUAUACUGUAUACUGCAGGGAUGGAUAUUAUCUUUAUGCUGGCAUAUCUUGCAGUGCUAUGAGACUGGCAAAAAUCAAAGGUCGCCUGCCACACAAAUCAGAGCACAGAGAGAGAUAUCUCUAGACUAUGAGGAGGUGUUUUUUGUUUGCUGAAAAUAUUAACAUUUGGAUACACCCCCACCCCCAGGGAAGAGGCUCCUUCAACACUUGACUGGGAUCAGAUACUAGAAAGAAAGAAAAACCUUUUAUAUAUCCAUAUAAUAUAUCCCAUAAUCGUUGUCUAUCCCUGUGGAUAUAAGAGGAUUAUCUUCCUUGUAGGCCUUCAGGAGAUCCUUAAAGAUUCACCUUUUUAGCCUGGCUAUUAAUGAUAUCUAGUUUUAAUUUUAAUUUUAAUCCGGUUUAAUUUUUUUAAAUUUUUGUAUUAUGUGAUUUUGAUUUUAAUGUAUACUGCCCUGAGCCACUUUAUGAAAGGUGGUAUAUAAAUUGAAUGAAUGAAUGAAUGAAUGAAAUUAUACCAUCCAGAGUACUGCUACCCCACACAUAUGGAAGAGAAGAAACUAUUGUGUCUAAUCUACCUAUUGGUAUUGUACAGGGGAGUAAGAUCUGUGUGAAUAUUGUUUACAUCUUAACUUAGAAAAUACUAAAAUGACAUACUAAAAUGAAGCAGAGUAUUAGAUGCUUUAAAUACAUCUCCUGUUUCUCAUGAGAUUACCUGUCUUUGACAAGGCUUAAUAAAUGACACUACGUAUGACAAA
This is a messenger RNA of Hemicordylus capensis (graceful crag lizard), 3881 nucleotides long. It is a transcript of the gene DIPK1C, whose product is annotated as divergent protein kinase domain 1C. The coding region runs from base 437 to 1708 and encodes 423 amino acids. NCBI's taxonomy places the organism in Eukaryota, Metazoa, Chordata, Lepidosauria, Squamata, Cordylidae. The record is from RefSeq and is a predicted model, not a curated record. The transcript has 4 exons.